AUGGCGGACCAGCUCAGCGAGGAGCAGAUUGGCGAGUUCAAGGAGGCCUUCAGCCUCUUCGACAAGGACGGCGAUGGCAGCAUCACCACCAAGGAGCUUGGAACCGUGAUGCGCUCCCUUGGCCAGAACCCGACCGAGGCAGAGCUGCAGGACAUGAUCAACGAGGUGGAUGCGGACGGCAACGGCACCAUCGACUUCCCAGAGUUCCUGAACCUGAUGGCCCGCAAGAUGAAGGACACCGACUCAGAGGAGGAGCUCAAGGAGGCGUUCCGUGUGUUCGACAAGGACCAGAACGGUUUCAUCUCUGCAGCGGAGCUCCGCCAGGUGAUGACCAACCUCGGGGAGAAGCUUUCCGAGGAGGAGGUGGAGGAGAUGGUCCGCGAGGCCGACGUGGAUGGCGACGGCCAGAUCAACUACGACGAGUUCGUCAAGGUCAUGAUGUUGCGGAGAAGGGAGAAGAGGAUAGAGGAGAGGAGAGCGCCGUCGGCCAAGAAGAGCGCUGCAGGGGCGUCUGGUGCAAAGGAAAAAGAAGAAAGUGUAGAUACAAGGCGUGGCGGAGCUUGA
This is a messenger RNA of Triticum turgidum subsp. durum (durum wheat), 564 nucleotides long. The record is from the annotation of a GenBank genome assembly. NCBI's taxonomy places the organism in Eukaryota, Viridiplantae, Streptophyta, Magnoliopsida, Poales, Poaceae.